CGCGGGCAGUUGGUUUGGUGUCAAGUAUGAGCUUCUUCUUUUUUGACUUGUGAUUUUGAGCUUAGGUCCUUUGGUUUGUUAGAUGGCGCGCUUCCUUCGUACCUAAGGUACUCAACUUAGAGCACAGUCGCGUGUCACGAGUUGGGAAAAUGCCACGAUGUUCAUCGAGAUUUGGCCUUAGAAAAAAACAAAAAACAAAACACGGUUACAGUCUAUCUGCGAGCAUGCCACAGCGCUCCAGCACCAGAAAAGCACUCAGAAAUACCAUGCUGGUUCUCCCUCCCCCGACUAUUUCCAACGCUCUCAAGGAAUUCCGGGGCACGCGUUUGUUCCCUGUCCGAGUCCAUUGUUCGUUAAAGGAGCAUGGGGCAUGCCGCAUAGUAGCAGGGGGUCGAAGGAGAUGGAGAGUAAGAACACCCCGAUGGGAAAUUUGCGGCUUGUGCUGUGGCUCCCAAGCUUGUGCAGCUGUGCUUCUCCCUCAUCUCCCCUGUACAGCUGGUCUUGCUGGCCAAGGGGGCGGGUUCUGUCGUAAUGGCCAGCGUUGUGCAAGGAAGUGGCGUCAUCGUGCCGGGUGGCUUAAACCGAGCAAUGCACUGCACAAUUACGUCGAGGGAGGAGCCAGACCUGCCAUGGCCCAUGGCCCAGAGGAUGGAAGGAAAGGUCGUGGCUUGGCCAAGGCCGACCAAUGACUGAAUACCAAAUGGACGAAAAAAAUACCUUUGCGGAUCAAUUCUGCCCGGCAGGGAUGACGAGAUUUCUGUUGGGGAGGAUGUGGGUUCCUUUUCAUGUGGAGGAAGGGGGGAGCACGCCGCAC
Molecule: messenger RNA, 814 nt
Organism: Colletotrichum phormii
Lineage: Eukaryota; Fungi; Ascomycota; Sordariomycetes; Glomerellales; Glomerellaceae
Exons: 1
Coding region: 150-689 (179 amino acids)
Source: RefSeq, a predicted model, not a curated record